CCAGCUUAUUAAUACAUAUUUAUUUUGAACAGGUUCCAUGAGCAGUAGAAGAAACGGCUGCUACGUAUCGAAGACUGACUUGGCAUACAGGUCUUAAGAAGCGCCCCCCCCACUCCCCACCCAGAGAUGUCGAUGGCACUCAAGCAAGUGUUCAACAAGGACAAAACGUUCCGGCCCAAGCGCAAGUUUGAGCAGGGCACCCAGCGCUUCGACCUGCAUAAGAAGGCGCAGGCGUCUCUGAAUGCCGGGCUGGAUCUGAAGCAGGCUGUGCUGCUGCCUCACGGGGAGGCGCUCAGCGACUGGGUGGCGGUUCACGCUGUGGACUUCUUCAACCGCAUCAACCUGAUCUACGGUACCAUCAGCGAGUCCUGCACCGACGAGUCCUGCCCCGUCAUGUCUGGCGGCCCCAAGUAUGAGUACCGCUGGCAGGACGAGCACAAGUAUAAGAAGCCCACCGCCCUCCCCGCACCCAAGUACAUGAACCUGCUGAUGGACUGGAUUGAGAUGCAGAUCAAUAAUGAGGACAUCUUCCCCACCAAUGUUGGUACCCCCUUCCCAAAGAACUUCAUGCAGGUGGCGAAGAAGAUCCUGUCCCGUCUCUUCCGAGUCUUCGUGCAUGUCUACAUCCACCACUUCGACCGGGUCCUGCAGAUGGGGGCCGAGGCACACGUCAACACCUGCUACAAGCACUUCUAUUACUUCGUCAAAGAGUUCAACCUCAUAGACCACAAGGAGCUGGACCCGCUGAAAGAAAUGACAGCCCGGAUCUGUCAUUGAAAAUGGAUCAUCUCCCCUCAAACUGUAGAGACACAAGCUUUGGGGCAACAUUCCAUCUCGGAGACCACUGUGGAGACAGAGAGUUUAUUUUUAUAUGUGGCUCUUUUUGAGCAAAGAAGAUAUAUGUAUAAAAAUAUGUAAUCUGCUUAAAAAAAAAAAAGAGCAUCAUAUUUUUGGUGUAACUGGUGUUUUAUCCGUAUGAGCUGUUUUUAAAACUUUUUUUUAACUUUGUUGAAACUUUGUUACUGUUGUUUUUGUUAAUGUAAAUCUUAGAAAUCUGUUUUAUAGUGUAACAAAUAUUGGGAUGAAAAAUAAACUGUGUGACCACUAAA
Messenger RNA from Polyodon spathula (Mississippi paddlefish), 1109 nucleotides. Its product is annotated as MOB kinase activator 3A-like. The coding region runs from base 127 to 777 and encodes 216 amino acids. The transcript has 3 exons. Gene Ontology annotation, biological process: positive regulation of protein phosphorylation; signal transduction. The record is from RefSeq and is a predicted model, not a curated record. Gene Ontology annotation, molecular function: protein kinase activator activity. Lineage: Eukaryota; Metazoa; Chordata; Actinopteri; Acipenseriformes; Polyodontidae. Gene Ontology annotation, cellular component: cytoplasm; nucleus.